Messenger RNA from Zeugodacus cucurbitae (melon fly), 10207 nucleotides. It is a transcript of the gene east, whose product is annotated as serine-rich adhesin for platelets. The transcript is spliced from 9 exons. The coding region runs from base 710 to 8062 and encodes 2450 amino acids. Lineage: Eukaryota; Metazoa; Arthropoda; Insecta; Diptera; Tephritidae. The record is from RefSeq and is a predicted model, not a curated record.
UCGCGUCAAUCGACUGAGAAUACAAGAGCACGUAAACGCUGUCACACAUGUCAACAUAACAACAACAAGAACGACAACAACAACGUAAUACAAGUGCUCAAUGAUAAUCACAGCAACAACAAGUAGUCAGCGAAAGCAACAAGAAUGCUGUUGAAACGACAGCAAAGUAGGGAAGUGGCAACAAGUAACAAGAUAACUUGCUGAACUACUAAGGAUAACAGAGAAUCAGUUGGAGAAGGUGCCAGCCAGCGCCAGUGAACGUAGCGAUAUAGUCGAAGACGACAGAGCCUUCGCCUACAUAGUAUAUGCAGUGAAUUAACCUUCACAAGCGUCAAUAGCCACAAAGAGAUCGAAGAACGCAGCUGCAUUUUACGAAAGCGAUAAAAGAGGAGAUUGUAAAGUCGAAAGAGCGACAGAAACACAGAUACAGCAAAGGCAAAAGCAAAAGCGGCGAAUAUAACGAUUGAAUGCAACAUGCAGGCGACAGCGAGUAGCCAACCCAAGCAGCAGCAGCAGCACAGCUUACAAACUCAAUGCGGAAAUUGAGCUCCUGUAAAAAGGGAGUAAAUUUUUGGGGCGAGAGCUUUUUCUCGCUCACAGCCAAAAAAAUAACAACAUAAAUAAAUUGCACACAUCAUAAUUGUUACAAUUAUUGCAAAGACAUUAAGAUUAAGCUUUGUCGCAACAUUGCACUAUUAGAAAAAAUAAGAUGUCGACACGCAAAUCGGUGCCUGCAGCUGCGACAACGGCUGCAACAGCACCACAAACAUCAUCAUCAACUUCAAAAUCAGAUCCGAAAGGGACACCAAAAGCUCCUCCAGUCACAGCCAGUACAAGCGCUAAUACUAAAACAGAAAUGGGUUCGAAUGUAUCCUCUAACGCUUGUGAUGAUGUUGAAAUGAACGAAGCGUUGGAUUCAUCUCCCAACACGGAAACUUUAAAAACAGAUAUCAAACGCGCCAGUAGUGAACCAAAACGCAUAACAAGAAAUUCACCGCUAUUCAUUAUAUCUCCAACACCGUCAGGCGGUAAAGGAAAGGAAUCGCGCAGCAAUGAAGCUUGUGAUGCUGAAUUGACAAAUAGUGAGAGUGAAGAUGGUAGUGCUGUGCGGCGUUUAAAUCAAAUAAAAGGCCGAAAGUCAUUGAAGGAGUGCAGGGAAAUAAAAGCAGGUGCCGAAAAGGAUAAAGCAAAGGAAGAAAAUACUGCAGAAAGCAAUGAAACUGAUAAGACAACUAAGGACGUCAAAGGAGCUACUGAUGAAAAAAAUCUAGAUGAAGGCGAAGUGGAAAGCACCUCCCUAAAAGAUAGUGUCACGCCAAAUGUGCUUGUAAGUGCUUCAAUAACUACAACAACAACAAAUAGAAUGACUAGAAAGUCUAUGGCACAAGAAUUGGCAGCAAACACAAGAGUAACUCGCAACCGACAGACAAACACACAACGUCCUGAAACACCUCCCAUUUCCACAGUAUCGACUCGUCCGCGUCGUUCGACAGCCGGUAAGAAAAACUCGUUUUCAUUAAGUGAGCCAGUGUCAAAGCGCAAACGUGGCGAUGAGGAAACCACAGUAGUAACAGAAACACCUGUUGGCAAAUCUAUUAAAAUCGAGCCCAAAGAUGAUUCCGAAGCUACGGAAGAUGAGUUGCCACCUCCGAGUCAUUCGGUUAGCAGUAAUAAUGACAUUGACACAUUGAAAAUAAAAUCAGAGCCCAUCGAAAGCGAUGAAUCCGCAACAGAAGCGAGCAUCGCAGGCUCAAACUCCAGUGUGACGCGUAGUCGUAGCCGUUGGAGUGUGCGCAAACCUCAGCAAACAAACCUGCAAUAUUCUCCAAGCACACGUGCCACUCGUCACUCAAAGAAUGCUUCACCGUCACCAUCACCGACCACAUCAACAACUUCCAGCGCAAGUGGUAGUACUACAACAGAGUCAAAGCGUAAACGUGGUAAUACUCAAACGAACGCAUUGACUCGUAGUUCGUCUUUGACGCUAUUAAAGGCGACAGCUCAAAAUCCAGCUGCUACACCACUUCACGUACCUGACGAAGACUCAAAAGAUAGCAUGGCUUCAUCAUCCAUAGAUGACAUUUCAAUAACAGAUAUCAAGUUGGAAAAAUUGACGCCCGAUUUAGCCGACGAAAUAAAUCUUGACAUUGAGCUAGAGAAAAGUCAUGUAUACACUACAAGUAGUGCUGUUGUUUUACCACUAACAGUUGAGACAGAAACAGAAACGAAAAGCGAAUCAAAGCAUGCGAAUAUUCCAAUCAAAGGUAGUGAAACAAAGGAUGGGGUACCAAUUGAAAGACCAACCACGCCGUUGGCCACCACCAGUAACUCUUCAGCAGUACAUGAGGAGGUACAUGCUAAGGCAGCCUCAUUAAGCCCUGAAAUGGUCAGUGAAGGAGUAAGUGAAAUUAGUGUUAAACAGUUCUAUAAGAAACCAAAAUUCUUGGAAAAUAAUUUGGGAAUCGAAGAAGAUCCCAAAUUAGGUGAAAUUGUGCAGAAAGUGAGUACAGAAAAGGAAAAGGAACAAACCGUAGUCGAAGACAAGGAGGAUGUAAUGCAUUCUGUUGAAAGUGAGGAAAUAUUGCUAUCAUCCAUGGGUAAAAUAGCUUCUGAUGAGAGUGAUGCAAUAUCGGUUGAAAGCGAUGAAAUGAAAGAGGGUGACCUACAUGUUGAAGACAUUACCAAUGAUAAGAAAAAUGCAUUCAAUGAUGAUGCUAAUAGUUUGAGUACGGAAAUUUUGUCGCCGCUAAUAAUCGAGGAGGAUGGUGAUGCUGAAGUUUUAGAUGAAGAGGUUGAAAUAAAGGAAUCUGCAAACAGUGAAAUAAAUGAAAGUAUAAUUAAUUCUGUUGAAAAAGACGUCAAAAAAUCUACAAACGAAAUAGAUGCUGAAGAUGACGUCACAAUGGAAGAGAGCGAGACCAUAUCCAUGGAUAACAAUGCUUCAGUUCAAGAAGAUAUAAUGGAAGUUUUGCACGUUGAUGAAGAUAUGGAAAAUGACACUGAAAAUUUGGAAAAUAAAACCGGUUUAAGUGUCUUAGAUGAAAAUGUUAAAGAAGUGAAUGAAAAGACUAAAACUGCAUGUGAUAGUAUACAAGCCAAGCUUAAAAUUGAAAAUGAAAAUAAAACCUUAACAAAAAAUGAAGUCAUCGAGGAUGAAAAUGAUAUAAAAAUAAAAUGCUUAAUUGAAGAUGAAAGUGUUGAUCCAAAAUUUCCAGAAGACAAGCUUAUCACAAUGGAUGUUGAAGGUGAUGAAUGUAUAGAUCUGGCAGAAGCUAUGGAUGAAGUUAAUUCAGAUGAAGAAGAUGAGACAAAAUUAUGUAUUGAUAUGCAGGAAUCAAAGAGUCCAACUGCUGAUAUGGAGAUUAUUGAAAAUAUAGAGGACGAUGAGGUUGUCGCCAAAAUUGAUGCAGAACUGAAGAAGUACGAUGAUUUAGAGAAGAUUAAGAUUCAUGAAAAAGUUGCAAACGCCGAUUUGGUUAUCGCUGAUAAAGAUAACGUUUUAAAAGUUAUCAAAUUGUCCGAACCCUUAGUUGCCAUUAAAUCGGGUUGGACACUCAAAGACGUAUUGGAAAAUGUUAAAAAAACUGAAAUUUCUGAAAAAAUUGACACAGCACCGAUUGCAGAGGUGACUACACUAGUAGCUGCAGACAAUUUGGAAAUUAAGGAAACUAAUAACUCUGAAGCUGCAGAUAAAGUCACACCAGUUUCUUCGACAAACAAUUCGCCUACCAAGCAAACAGCUGAUCAUAAAGAGGACGAUGCUACAUCCGUCAAAUCAGGUCAGUCCACUGAUGGCGGCUCCUGGGUGACACUUGAAUUGGAGCACGAUGAAGAAACCUUACGUCAGAAAGAACAACAUUUGCAGAAUUUAGGGCUCUUAACACACGAAGCCGCCGAAAAGCGUCGCCAAGAAUUUAUACAAAGUUCUGCCGCUGCUGAAGCUACACGUGCACAACAACAACACUCGAGCGGUAAUGGCAGUAAACGCAAUGGCAAGUCAGCGAAUGCGGCGUUGACGCAUGAAUACACUGGCACGCUAAAGACCGUUAUUAAAAUAAACCGUAAUACAAGUGGUGGAAGUCAUACAUCGACCACGGGCGGUAGUAAUGGACGCAAGAGUAAUGGUAAUGGCACAGCAUUGGCUGGCAGUUCUACAUCGAAGGAUGCGUCGAAUGGCACUGUGCGUAGACAAUCACUAAAGAUUACAUUCCAAAAGGGACGUGGACGUGGUCAAGGCAAUACUGAUCGUGCCGCUGAUCAGCACAGCAAUGGAGAGGACGCCUACUAUACUAUACAAAAUGAGAACGAAGGUGGGCAAAAAGCUGGCAACGCCGGUCCUACGGCGGACCAUUCAAAUGUUCAAACGCAUGGUAGAAAAUCAUACAAUCGAUCUAACACUACUAGUCAUUCUACAAAUACCGCUACCAUUGAUUCGUCACAUUCGGAGGGUUAUGACAUAGCGCAUCACAAUACCAUUGCAAGCGCUUCACAUAAAAAGGACGAAAAAGAAGAAAUACUCAUACCAGAAAAAGCAUCAUCAUUCAAAUUUCAUCCAGGUCGACUUUGUGAUGACCAGUGCUUCUACUGUAGCGGUAAAUUUGGUCUAUAUGAUACACCCUGCCAUGUGGGCCAAAUCAAAUCAGCUGAGCGGCAGCAGAAGAUACUUGCAAAUGAAGAGAAACUAACAGUGGAUAGUUGUUUGUGUGAUGCUUGCUUCCGUCAUGUGGACAGACGUGCAAAUGUUCCCUCCUACAAGAAACGCAUGUCUGUAACGGGACAAGUUGAUAACGCUGCCACCUCAGCCGGCGCUGAUGGAAUCGACAAUGCAACAUUGGAUGCCGAAGAUGAUCUCAGAUCUCAUAAAUGUUUAAUGCCAGAUUGUACCAACCCAACGGCACACUCUCUGCGCCGUAAAUGCAUACGGAAGAGUGUGAAAAAGUUCUUACUAAACUUUGAUAUGCCCACCGGUUCGACUUGUGUAUGGCUCUGUCAGGCGCAUUACGAUACUGUCAUACAAUGUUCGGGAUGUGUAUUGUGUAAACGACGUUUGGGCAAAAAUCAUAUGUAUCACAUAACGUCGGACACUGAUCGUCUGGAAAAAGCUCUUUCCGAGAUGGGCAUUCCAGUACAAUUGGGCAUUGGCACGGCUGUCUGCAAACUAUGCCGUUAUUUUGCAAAUUUGUUAAUGAAACCGCCAGAUAGCACCAAAUCACAAAAGGCAGAAUUUGUCAAAAAUUAUCGUAAACGGCUUCUACAAUUUCACAAUAUUCACGACGGCAGUAACGAUGCUUCAGAGGCGGAUGAUGAAGACGCUAAUAUCACCAAUAUAAUGAGUGAGGCUGAUAAAUCUACCAUGAGUAACAAUAAAACGCCUCAAAAAGCGGAUAAGACCGACACGUCCAUAGUGCUUGAGGAGACCCCGGUCAAGAAUUUACCCUCACCCGCUGAUUCUAAUGGUUCUUCAAUUGAAUGCUUGGGUGAGGCAAUGCCUAUGGAAAUCAGUACCAGUGAGAAUAACGACACUGCAAAGACACAACAAAAGCAUAUACUGCAUGCGAGCGAUAUGCUCACCGACUACGAUCCACCAACUACAUUAUCGACCGAUUCCAAUUCUUCUAGCGCACCAAUGUCACCAACAAACAGCUGCGCUUCCGGAAAACAGCAAAUGUCAAAGCUCAAGGCCAUUUUGCAGAGCAGCAGUGGUAGCGCUAAUGCCGGAAAAACAGCGUCGACGUCAGCAAACGCCGGUGCUGCAAGUGAUAUAUCGAAUGUAUUGCGUGCAAAUCCCAACAUUUCCAUGCGUGAACUCUUUCCCGGCGAAGAGGAUCUCGGUCUGCAUUUCAAAGUGCCUUUCGGCAGCAGCGCAAGUCAGCGCACGCCAGAAGGCUGGACACGUGUACAAACGUUUUUACAAUACGAUGAGGCAACACGACGUUUGUGGGAGGAGCUACAAAAGCCCUACGGCAAUCAAAGUUCUUUCCUACGCCAUCUCAUACUCUUGGAGAAGUACUAUCGCAAUGGCGAUCUGGUGCUUUCGCCAAACGCUUCUUCCAAUGCUAGUGUUUACACACAGACGGUGCGCCAGCGACUCUCCUCGUACGAUCAGGGGCACUGUGGUGGAUUGUUAAGCGCUAAACCCAGCCCGUCCACCAGCAAGCGUAGCAGCACCGACAUUCCCACUGUAGAAAUCAAUGAAGACGAUGAUGAACCGCAGCGUGUUGGUUCGAAUGAAAGUAAAGGCCAAAAGUUGGAUGUGGAGACUCCCAAUGCAAUGCGUGCUAAACGCGCACGCAGUGAUUCUGUAGACAAACUAACUAAACAGUUAAACUCCAAUGCUGUGACAAUAACGGCGCGUUCGAAACCUCAGUCCCAAUCAAGUGGUGAUCCUUCGCCACAGAAGUCACUGCUGAAGGAGAAAUCGAAUGACAACAGUGCAAUGCCCUCGACCACCUUAACUGUUUUGAGUGGCAACAGCGCCAGCGGUGCGGUCAGUGGUGGCAGCAACAGCGUUGCUAGCAGUAAUACGUCCGGCAAUAGUCGCAGUAUUUUGAAAACAAAUCUGCUUGGCAUUAAUAAAGCUGUUGAAAUUUUGCCAAUAUCAGCGUCAAGCAACGCUCCCAGCACUAAUGCAACAACGAGCGCUGGCAAAGCGCAUGGCAGCACUGAAACUAAACAGCAAAAGAUACUCGAUUUAGCAAAUAAGCUUUUGGACAAUCGCAACGAGGCGGAGAAAACGAAAAACAGUGCGGGUGCUUCUUUAUUAACAUCACCGCCCGAAUUAGUAAGUUUACAAAGGCGCUCUGUCGGUGCUGCCGCUGGCAGCAGUGGCUCAACAAGCGCCACUAGUACCGUGACAGCGCCCCCCACAAGUAUUGCAAGUGUGUCUUCACUCACUGCCAGUCUUAUCAAUAACAAGCGUACUCCGGCUACUGCAAAGCCUGGCGCCGGUACUGCAAGUGAAAGUGGCGCGGCGUCGCAUCGCCCGCCACCACCUAACGUGGUUAUACUGCCCGAUACGUUGACAGUCCGCGAGCGUCAACAGCGCAGCUGGCGCCCGACGCUUAUGCCUGUAGAGGAGAAUUUGCAUUUAAUCGACAAGGGUGGUCCGCUGUACCAGACUGCGGACGGUCGACGGCUGCCGGCGCUGGUGCAAGUACUUUCCGGUGGCAAACCGUUCCUCAUCUCCAUAUUCGAUUACAACCGUAUGUGCAUUUUGAGGCGUGAGAAAUUGUUACGCGAUCAGAUGUUAAAGACUGGCAAGAAUCCGCACGAUGUCAAGCAACAGCAUCAACAGCAACAGCAGCAGCAACAACACCAACAACAACAUCAGCAACAACAUCAGCAACCAACGAAAGUAGCAACGGCACCGAAUCUGCAAGUGACAAACUUUAACAAACAUGCCGCCAAACAACAACAACAACAUCAUUUACAACAACAACAUCAGCAGCAACAGCAAGCGGCACAGCAACAAUUGAUGCAACUACAAAUGAUGCAAUUGCAGAAACAACAUGCGCUAAAAGCUCCCGGCCGCUAUCCAACAAUCGCUCCCAAACCCACCGCCACCGCUACACACAACGGUGGUAACGGCGCACCAACUUCACACGCAGCUGUCACCAACGUUAGCGUACCGAAUUCAAAUGCCAGCGUUUUCUCCUCACCCAUAAUGCCCCUGCUGACCAAUGCCUUCUCAAAUCCGAAUUCAAAUCCACUAGCAGUUGCUGCUGCUGCCGCCGCUGCCACAGCCAAGCUCAAUAACAAUGCCUGGAUUUGGAAUUUCCCGGAAUCAACGCAUAUGCUGAACGGCGGCAAUAUGGUGGGUGCACAAGCUGCAGCCAAAUUGCCGCAAUUAUUACACAAGGGCCCACAAAUUGGCGGUGGUGUUGGCAACGUCACAGCAACUAUGACAUCCAAACAACAACAACAACAACAGCAGCAACAACACCAAAUGCUGAUUGACAACACAUUGAUGUCGAAAAUACCGAAAACCCUCACUGUUAUACCACAACACAAACUAAUGGGCAACAGCGGCAACGCGACGGCCAACAUGAGCCACAAAGAGUGAUGACAACUUAAUUGUUACGCGAGUGUGAAGGGCAGAAGAGAGCGACGGCAACGUCGUCUAUACGGCGCUUGGUUGAGUAGUUGAACGUUGCAGUGACAGGCGACAAUCGCGUAAGUUAGCAUUAAACAGUUCAACUUGCAGCUAAAAAGUUGCUAACGGUCAUACAGGGGUGCGAAUAAGAAAGAAAUACCGUAUUUUUGCGGUUCAAGCUAAGCGGUUAUCUGCAUUGUUAGCUGGCUGGUGUAUCUUUUUAAAAGUGAGUUGCAUUAAAUAUCCGUGGUCAUAUCUAGCAGUUGAAAAAAGUGUAUUUACAAAAAAAUUUUAAUGUUAGAGUGCUUAAAUUAAAUUUGACAAAAAAUUUGCCUUAAAAACUUGGUCCAACCAGCAAUAUGUUGUUUAACGCUAAAACACCAACAACUACCACUUAAAAUAUCACGCAUAAUAACGGUUUCUGAUUUAUUGCAACACACUAAUAAACAAUAAUUGACUGCUCUAACAUGCAAUUAAGAUGCCAAAUUGACAAUCAUCAAUUAUGAAAUAUUAUGCCGAUCUGCCAGUACACUAUCUCAAUUAAGCUUAGCUCCGAAUUUUGUUCUAUUAUGUGUCUGAUAUGGCCAAUAAAUGUGCGUUGUUAGUAAUUUGUUUGCUGAGAGUGUAAAUAUAUAACAGAAUUAUUGUUAAACAUACCGCAUAUGCAAGAAACUGUGUUGAAAAUUGAUAAACAAUUGUUGAAUAUGUAGCGCUCAAACAAUUGCACCCGUUCUACACAGUCACUAGCCUUACGUUUGUUUGCCAGCUAACACAAUGUAUUACGUUGUGUCAAAUCUUGCGAAACUGCAUAUUAGACGAUAUUUUGCCGCAACAAAUGCAUGCGGCUAUUUAUCAGGGAGAUUUUAACAAUGUAUAACAAUUACAUAUUACAUUAAUCAACUAACUGUAAUCUUAUCGCCAAUAUGAAACCAAAUUAUUUACACGCCUAAACAUAAGUACUAUUUUGCGAUAUGAAACCAUAAACCUACACACAUGUAUCAUACAAUUAAAACGUAAUAUUAUCGUAGUGAUAGAGCUAUAUUUAUUAAUAAUAUAAAAAAAAAACAAUUCUAAAAUAAGUACAUUUAAAAAUAUAUACAUACAAAUAUAUAUAUAUUUUAUUAGCGGCAAGUAAAUGCAACCCUUUUAGGCAAUAAUUACAACAAAAAAAAAACAAAAUUAAUUCAGUAGUAUGUAAAAGCAAAGCGUACAUAACGCGCAUGUAAUGAAAUCUAACCUCAAAAUUGCCCUUACAGAAUUAUAACUUUAGACUAGUUAAUAAAUACAAAAUACAAAACACAAAACUUUUAUGAAAAUGUUAAGGAAAACAGUGCCUAAAAUACCGACAAAAAUGCAAACGAAACAACAACAAAAAGAAGAUGUAGAGUAGAUGUAGUUGAAGCAAAAACAUCACAUGCAAAAAUUCUGCAGGAAUUAAUGUUUAAAUUUAUUGUAUCAAACAAUAAAAUUGAUAUUUAUGUGCAUAAACAUUGAAAAUGGUAGUAAGAAAAUCACUUGAAGAGCAAGUGAUAAACGUUGAAUAAAGUAAUGCCAAUAUGAAAUGUAACUACGAGUUAUUACAAAACAUUCAUUUAUUGAAAUUUGAUUAAUAUUAAUGAAAACAAAAGAUUGUUGUUUAUUAUAUACAUACAUACAAAUAUAUAAAAAUUAUAUACAUACAUAUAUGCGUAAACAUUAAAUUGAAAAAUUUGCAAAAACAAGCACUCAUAAAUAUAUUUACAUGAAAAAUAAUUACUGUUACGCAAUGAAAUGAAAUGAAUUUUACGGCAAAUGAAUUGCGAAUUACAUACACAUCCAUUUGCAAAUAUUAUACUUUAAUUGUAUACUCUGUUUAUUUGUUAAUUAGUUUAAGCUAGACUACCACAUACCUAUUUACAAUGCAUAUAUGCACAUCCAUAUAUACAUGUAUGCAUAUAUAUGUAUAUAUAUAUGCAUAUAUGUGUGUGUGUGUGCAACUUAGUCGAUAAGUUCCAUAUUAAAUUAUUUAAUUUGACUUUGUUUAGUUUAAUCAUGUAAUCUGCAUAUAAUUACUCAUACUUCAAAUAUUAAAAAAAAUAUAUAUAUUUUAACAGCAGCAUCAACUAUUUACGUUUA